AUCAUCAACAACAACAACAACAUCAUGAUUGCCCAUUGCCAUAAAUCUUGUUAAAAUGCAGGUAAUAAUAUAACCAUUGCAAUAUUGAAUGUACGUGCAUGGUUGCUGUUGUUGUUGUUGUUAUAAUUGCGUUUAUUGCCAGAUUCAAAUCGAAAUUAAAAUUAUUGUCUAAUGGUAUCCGCUUCAUCAACUGGCAUAGGUGGUGACAAUAGUAUUGUUGCAACAACUUCAGCUUUAUCUGCAUCAACUGCCGGUAGUAUGUCGAUUGUACAAUUUCAAUUACCAACAAAUCAAUCUGCUGCUACCGCUGCCACCACAAUGGUUCAAUCGGUCAUACAACCGAAUCAUCAGUCGGUUAUACAGCCGACCAAUCCGAUCUCGACCAUUCAGUUCCCUAAAAAUGUCAUAUUAGUAAAUAAAUUGGCACAUGGAUCGGUAAUACAAAGUACCGAAUCCGAACAAUCAAACAUACAGAUGGUGAAAGAAGAGAAUGAAACAACAAUCUAUGAAGAUGAAUCAAAAAGACGACGUGAAAACUUAGCCCGACGACCAUCAUAUAGAAAAAUUUUAAAUGAUCUAUCAUCUACCGUUGAUACACCUGUUACAUCAACAAAUACAGUAUCCUGUAUGGAAGGACGAAAAUCGACAAAUAAUGACAAUAAUAAUAAUGAGCAACAUUCACCAACAUCAGGCCAACAACAACAACAACAAUCAUCGAACGCAACACAUACAUCAUCAGCAUCACAACAAACGGCCACAACAAUACCAAUAGAGAGCUAUAUUAAAAUGUUACCAUCAAUACAGAUUGGAUCAACGCAUGAUGGUACAACAACUAUUCAAGGUAUACCUACCAUAAUGACAAAUGCGAAUACGACCGGUUCGACCAUUGUACAAUAUGCAACGGCUGCACAUGAUGGCCAAUUCAUUGUUCCCGAUCUGCAAACAUAUCAAUUAAGGCCUCCUCCUCCGCCACAACAACCUACAAAUAAUCAAUCAUCAGCACUUACACAAAAUGUCGUAAUGACCACACAACAAUUACCAUCAUCACAUAAUAUGGAUGAAGCAUUGAAAAAACGUGAAAUGAGAUUACUUAAAAAUAGGGAAGCGGCAAAAGAAUGUCGUCGAAAAAAGAAAGAAUACAUCAAGUGCCUUGAAAAUAGAGUGGCCGUAUUGGAGAAUCAAAAUAAAGCACUGAUUGAAGAAUUGAAAACACUUAAAGAAUUAUAUUGUAAAAAGUCGGAUUAAAAAGAUGAGAUAAAAUGACGAAAAUAUAUUCAAAAUUCAUUGCAACUCACCAAAUAUGAAUGAUGAUUUGACAAUCUCUCAAUUAUUG
This is a messenger RNA of Dermatophagoides pteronyssinus (European house dust mite), 1333 nucleotides long. RefSeq names its product cyclic AMP-dependent transcription factor ATF-1-like. The record is from RefSeq and is a predicted model, not a curated record. NCBI's taxonomy places the organism in Eukaryota, Metazoa, Arthropoda, Arachnida, Sarcoptiformes, Pyroglyphidae. Gene Ontology annotation, cellular component: nucleus; transcription regulator complex. Gene Ontology annotation, biological process: regulation of transcription by RNA polymerase II. Gene Ontology annotation, molecular function: protein binding; DNA-binding transcription factor activity, RNA polymerase II-specific; RNA polymerase II cis-regulatory region sequence-specific DNA binding.